UGUUCUUCGUGUUUCUUUCGUAAGACCUAUGUUAACUAGCGGAAUCCAACUUAUGUCUAUUUUUUUGUUAAAGUUUUCAUAUUUUUCCCGUCUUAUCUUUCUGAUUUAAGCGUCACUUCAGUUACCAUUUGUGUUGAAUUGUUUUAAAUUAUUGGCUGAUUUUCGUUCUCCUCCAUUUCUUGUUAGAACAUGUUUAUUGGACGGUUCUUAGGUUGAGUUCUUAGCAGAAUAUAAAAAACCGUUUUUUAACUUUUAACUAAAAAAAUUAAGAACCGGCUCUUAGAGCACAUCCAACGCUGAAACGUUCGACUCGAUAACCAAGGUAGAUUAUUUUAAUAUUUUUACUUUUUUCAGCUUUAAAAAAAAAAAAAAAAUAAAUAAAUAAGGGAGCCAAUUGCGGGAUCCCACAUGACGGUGGGACCCGUGCACAGUGAUGAACCUUGCAGAGAGUUAAUCCUUCGCUACGAACUUUAAGAGAUUAUUAUGGCACAAUUUCUUAAAUUUUUUAGGUCCCACAUAUUAUAAAAAUCAUUUAGUGCUAAGGAUUUUUUCCUAAGGAGCUGUGUUGGAGCUGUUCUUAAGAACCCCAACUUAAGAACUCUCCAAUAAACAUGCUUUAAGGUUGUAAAAGCAAACCCGAAGAACCUGUCAGCAUCCCAUAGUAUAAUUUGAAAAACUGAAGUAAUUUUUUCUGUAUCUUUAAAAUCAUUGAUGAGCAAAAUAUGGUUUACCAACAUGCAAAAGAAAAGCAUAGAUAUGCUCAGAUAUAAUAUUCAUCAGAGCUGCAUGCCAUGGAAAAGAGUAUUACAUAAAUAUGCCUAGAUCAAUUCAGUUUUCUUUGCAUAUUCUAGAAGCCACAUAUCAUAUUUUUAGUGAUUUUAUAUUAACUCUUUGAGUCCAGAAAGAAAGAAAGAAAAACUAAUUUACCCUUACAGUUUAGUAGAACCGAAUCACGCCCAUCACCGUAGCAAUGUCAUUAAAACUGAAUUUCUUUAACCUAACGUCAAAGCAAACAUCUUAUUGAUCUGAAGAAAGGUUGAAAAAAAAGCUAAAAACAUGUAUCGACACUAAUACGGUCUGUGUUACUUUUAAAAUUGUUGGCAAGCAAUUUGUAAAAUCUCGGAUAAGGCACCGAAGAGGCAUCAGUUUAUUCACAACGGUCUCAAGACUACUUUUUCCAAAAGGCAGUCAAAAGAAUAAAUGAUAUCAUUAUGGGAAAUUGUUACACAAAUAAAUCCCUCCCCCUCCCCAAGGCCCAAACGUCUACAAAAGGAAGCCCUAAGAGUCACGAGAGUAAACAAUUCUUUAAAGAGAAAAAAAAAAACUCCAGUGAAAGUUGGAUCCUCUGGUCUCAUAAUUCGUUUUUGUUUGGCAUUUUGAAAAUUAUCUUGUAUUAAUUUUUUUUAAAAUUCAUCUAGUAAAAUGCAGAGUUCUAUUAAGAUUGUGGAUGGAAACACAACGAUCUGCUUAGACGCCGAUAGCUCCAGCUCCAAAACCAUCAACCUCAAAAUCGACGAAGCUCCAACACGUCCAUACAUUGGACAUGACCUUCCUCAUGGUGAUGUCAUGCAGAUUUCUAAAAUGACUGUUGAUGGAAAGACCACUAUCAACAUAGAGGCGGAUUGCUCCAAAAUCAUCAACCUUAAGAUCAAUGAUGACCCUACCCGAUCAAACGUUCGCAAUUGUCAACUCAUGCAGAUUUUUGUGAAGACUUUUACAGGAAAGUUCAUCUCCUUGAAGUGUGAAGACGUUGACACCAUCAAAAACGUAAAGGCCAAGAUCCAGGGUAAAGAGGGCAUUCCGGUGAACAAGCAGAUGCUGAUCUUUGCUAGCAAACAGCUUGAGGAUGGUUGGACUUUGGCUGACUAUAACAUCAAGAAGGACUCGACCAUUCACUUGAUUCAGCGUCGUUAAGACUUGUGGAGAUGCUGGUGCUUAAUAGUGUUCGUGUUUCUCUCCUUUUUUUGUAAGACUUAUGUUAACUAGUGUAGUUAACACACGCAAAAAUCAAGACUUCUUGUGUCUUGUUUUUAUUAAAUUUUUCAUUUUUUUUUUCUCUUUUCUGGUGGCGAUGUUGGUGGUUGAUGUUGUUCGUGUUUCUUGUCUUGUUUUUGUUAAUGUUGUUAUGUAUUUUUUUUUGC
This is a messenger RNA of Brassica napus (rape), 2141 nucleotides long. Its product is annotated as polyubiquitin 11-like. Gene Ontology annotation, molecular function: protein tag activity; ubiquitin protein ligase binding. Gene Ontology annotation, cellular component: nucleus; cytoplasm. Bases 1423 to 1914 code for a protein of 163 amino acids. The transcript has a single exon. The record is from RefSeq and is a predicted model, not a curated record. Gene Ontology annotation, biological process: modification-dependent protein catabolic process; protein ubiquitination. Lineage: Eukaryota; Viridiplantae; Streptophyta; Magnoliopsida; Brassicales; Brassicaceae.